Mus musculus (house mouse) is the source of this 12589-nucleotide messenger RNA. RefSeq names its product predicted gene 14295. Gene Ontology annotation, biological process: regulation of DNA-templated transcription. The coding region runs from base 593 to 3097 and encodes 834 amino acids. The transcript is spliced from 5 exons. NCBI's taxonomy places the organism in Eukaryota, Metazoa, Chordata, Mammalia, Rodentia, Muridae. Gene Ontology annotation, cellular component: nucleus. The record is from RefSeq and is a predicted model, not a curated record.
AAUCUGAUUUAUUGACUGUGAGAGCCAUCCAACUUGAAUCCAGGAGGAAGAAGUGGAAAUACCUUCUGAGUGCUGUGAUUGGAGCUCAAGCAAGCUCCAAAUUUGCAAAGCAGUGAGCAUAGUGUUACUGCCCACAUGGGGGUAGAAGCAGGCAGUUGAAUAGCAGGGAUGUGAAGUCUUACGUUCUCCCAGGGGCUUGAUGGGAGGACAGACCGGUAAGCAAUUGGACGAGAGGUUCUUGUGCUAAUGAACUUCAAAUCUACAGAUCUGGAAAACUUUUGGCCAAAGCUGGAACCUCUAUGCUGUGUCUCUUUAACACACUCUAACCCUAAGGGUGGUGCUCAUGUCACUCAAGACUCAAUAGCCAAUCAGAACCUCCACAUGGACCUGCCAGUCAGAAGAGGAGGCGGUUCUUCCGGGUCAAGCUUGCAAGCUCCUUUCUGUAACUCAGCAGUCAUGAGAGUUUCUGUGUGAUGUGUUAUGCGUGACUCUACUGGGUGUUGUGAGAGGAGGUUAGUCAAGCUCAGAACUCCAAACAUGUGUCUUCGCUGGAUGCUGUGAAUUUAGCUCAAGCAAGCUCAGAACUUCACACAUGGAUUUAGUCACCUAUGAUGACGUGCAGGUGAACUUCACUCAGGAUGAGUGGGCUUUGCUGGAUCCUUCUCAGAAGAGUCUCUACAAGGGUGUGAUGCUAGAGACCUACAGGAAUCUCACAGCUAUAGGUUACAUUUGGGAAGAACAUACGAUUGAAGACCAUUUUCAAACUUCUCGAAGUCAUGGAAGGCAUGAAAGAAGUUGUUCUCCAGAGCAACCCUCUGACUUUAUUCAAUGUGGUAAAGCCUUUGCAUAUGAGAGUGGUAGACAAAGGCAUCAAAUUAAACAUAAUGGAGAGAAACACCAUGACUGUAACCAAUGUGGUAAGGACUUUAGAACAUGGAAUGUCCUGCAAAUACAUAAGCGAACACAUACAGGAGAGAAACCCUAUGACUGUAAACAAUGUGGUAAAGUCUUUGCAAGAAGCUGUCAUCUCCAAAUACAUAAUCGAACACAUGCAGGAGAGAAACAUUAUGAAUGUAACCAAUGUGGUAAAGCUUUUGAAAGAAGGAGUCACCUCCAAAUACAUAAGCGAACACAUACAGGAGAGAAACCCUAUGAAUGUAACCAAUGUGGAAAAGCCUUUGCAAGAAGUGGUGUCCUCCAAAAACAUAAACGAACACAUACAGGAGAGAAACCCUAUGAAUGUAAACAAUGUGGUAAAGCCUUUGCACAAAGCAGUCAUCUCCACAAACAUGAGCGAACACAUACAGGAGACAAACCCUAUGAAUGUAAACAAUGUGGUAAAGCCUUUGCAGUAAUCUCUACUCUCCAAAUGCAUAAGCGAACACAUACAGGAGCCAAACCCUAUGAAUGUAAACAAUGUGGUAAAGCCUUUGCAGUAAUCUAUACUCUCCAAAUGCAUAAGCAAACACAUACAGGAGAGAAACCCUAUAAAUGUAAACAAUGUGGUAAAGCCUUUGCAAGAAGCUGUCAUCUCCGAAUACAUAAGCGAACACAUACAGGAGAGAAACCCUAUGAAUGUAAACAAUGUGGAAAAGCUUUUGCAAGAAGUGGUGUCCUCCAACAACAUAAACGCACACAUACAGGAGAGAAACCCUAUGAAUGUAAACAAUGUGGUAAAGCCUUUGCACAAAGCAGUCAUCUCCGAAUACAUAAGCGAACACAUACAGGAGAGAAACCCUAUGAAUGUAACCAAUGUGGAAAAGCCUUUGCAAGAAGUGGUGACCUCCAACAACAUAAACGAACACAUACAGGAGAGAAACCCUAUGAAUGUAAACAAUGUGGUAAAGCCUUUGCACAAAGCAGUCAUCUCCGAAUACAUAAGCGAACACAUACAGGAGAGAAACCCUAUGAAUGUAACCAAUGUGGAAAAGCCUUUGCAAGAAGUGAUGACCUCCAAAAACAUAAACGAACACAUACAGGAGAGAAACCCUAUGAAUGUAAACAAUGUGGUAAAGCCUUUGCACAUAGCAGUCAUCUCCACAAACAUGAGCGAACACAUACAGGAGACAAACCCUAUGAAUGUAACCAAUGUGGUAAAGCCUUUGCAGAAAGCAGUACUCUCCAAAUCCAUAACCGAACACAUACAGGAGACAAACCCUAUGAAUGUAACCAAUGUGGAAAAGCCUUUGCAAGAAGUGGUGACCUCCAAAAACAUAAACAAACACAUACAGGAGAGAAACCCUAUGAAUGUAAACAAUGUGGUAAAGCCUUUGCACAUAGCAGUCAUCUCCACAAACAUGAGCGAACACAUACAGGAGACAAACCCUAUGAAUGUAACCAAUGUGGUAAAGCCUUUGCAGAAAGCAGUACUCUCCAAAUCCAUAACCGAACACAUACAGGAGACAAACCCUAUGAAUGUAACCAAUGUGGUAAAGCCUUUGCAGUAAUCUCUACUCUCCAAAUGCAUAACCGAACACAUACAGGAGAGAAACCAUAUGAAUGUAAACAAUGUGGUAAAGCCUUUUCACAUAGCAGUAAUCUUCGAAUACAUAAGCGAACACAUACAGGAGAGAAACCCUAUGAAUGUAACCAAUGUGGAAAAGCCUUUGCAAGAAAUGGUGACCUCCAAAUACAUAAACAAACACAUACAGGAGAGAAACCGUAUGAAUGUAAACAAUGUGGUAAAGCCUUUGCACAUAGCAGUCAUCUCCACAAACAUGAGCGAACACAUACAGGAGACAAACCCUAUGAAUGUAACCAAUGUGGUAAAGCCUUUGCAGAAAGCAGUACUCUCCAAAUCCAUAACCGAACACAUACAGGAGACAAACCCUAUGAAUGUAACCAAUGUGGUAAAACCUUUGCAGAAAGCAGUACUCUCCAAAUCCAUAACCGAACACAUACAGGAGAGAAACCAUAUGAAUGUAAACAAUGUGGUAAAGCCUUCGCAAGCAGUAGUGACCUCCAAAAACAUAAACGAACACAUUCAGGAGCAAAUCCCUAUGAAUGUAAACAAUGUGGUAAAGCUUUUGCACAAAGCAGUCAUCUCCGAAUACAUAAGCAAAUACCUACAGGAGAGAGACCCUAUGAAUGUAACUAGUAUGGUAAAGCCUUUGCAGGAAGCAGUGGUCUCCAAUGCCAUAAAAGAUAAAUACAGGAGAGACACCAUAUGAAUGUAACCAAGGUGGUAAACCCUUUGAAGGAAGCAGUGGUCUUGAAUAUCAUAAUCGAACACACACAGCUGAAAAACCCAGGAAUGUAACCAAUGUGGUAAAGUCUUUGCAGGAAGGAGUGACCUUUAAAGAGAAAAGACCAUACAGGAGAGAAACUCUAUGUAGGUAUCUGAUGUUAUAAAGCCUUUGCAGCAAGCAUUGAUCUUCAAGUACAUAAAUGAACAUAUACCAGAGAGGAACCUUUUAAACGUAACCAAUGUGGUUAACCUUUUUCGAAAACCAAUAGUCUUUACACACAUAAAAGCACAUAAAGUUGAGAGAAAUGCUUUGAUUUUAACCAAUGUGGUUAAACUUUUUCAAAAAGCAGUCAUCAACAAAAUCAUGAAAGAGCACGUAUAGGAGAGAGAUUUUUGAAUGUUAGCAAUGGUGCUUUUAUAGCUUUUUCACAAAGCAGUGGCCUCCAAAUAUAUAAAGGAACACAUACAGGAGAGAAACCCUAUGAAUAUUGGCAAUGUUUUAAAACACUUCUACAUCACAAUCAUCUUCAAAUCUGUAAGGAACAUGAGGUUUUGAGAAAUCCUCUGAAUAACACCAAUUAGGGAAAGCAAUUGUACAAAAGAGUCAUCUCCCAACACAAAAGUAUACACACUAGAUAGAAACCCUAUGAAUAUAGGCAAUGUGGUAAACAUUUUAUAAGUCACAGUAGUCUCUAAGUAAAUAAAAAGAGACACAGUUGAGAAAAACACUAUGAAAUGAACAAGUGAACAGAGCCUUGUGCAUUAAAAUCUUCAAAUACAUAAAAGAGGACAUAGAGGUGAGAAAUCCGAUGUCUACAAGCCAUGUGGUAUUCCUUUCACUUGUAAGUCAUAUUCAAAGACACAAAAGAAAACAAAAUGUAACAAAAGGCUGAGUGUGUUUAAUAUGGUGAAACUUUUUGAAUAUUUUAGAGUCUUCACAAUGAAACAAUUCAUACUGCAAAUAAAUUUAGGAAUAUAAUAUGGUGAAACCUUUUCAGAUUUCCCAAAUCUUCAUCAUUAUGAAUGGGAAACCCAUAAAUGCAUUCAAUAUGGGGAAGCCUUUAAACAUUUCUAAUUCUUUAUAAUCCUGAAAAUAAUCAUACAAAGUUCAAGGGGAUACAAGAAAUGUUUCUUAUUGUCUUGCUUGAGUUACAGUCCUGACAUCCUUUGGUAUGAAUAUCAAUGUGGAAAUUGUGAGUGGAUUCCCUUUCCUCCCCAACUGCUUCUUGGUCAUAAUGUUUAUGCAGGAAUAGAAACCCUGACUAAGACAAAUUGGUAUCAGGAGUGGGGUAUUCCUGUGACAACCUGACCAUGUUUUGGGAGGACUGUGGAAGGACUUUGGAACUUUGGGUUAGAAGAUCCAUUCUGUGUUAAGAACGCUGUGGGAUGUUGUGUAGGAGCUUGGAAGAUAAUGUUGAGAACCGUGCAGAAGAUGGAAGCCUGGCUUGUGAAAUUUCAGAGGGAAAAUUAAAGCCUCUUUUCAGGGCCAUUGUUACUUUGUGAAGAUUCUGUGGUUCUGGUUAACUGGGGCUGAAGAAUCAGCUGUGAUUAACAAGAUAAUAGAAUUUCUAGAGUGAAAACUUUGCAUUAUUGGGACUGUUGAUGCUGGUUAGCUGGAGCUAAGAAAUUAGCAGUGAUUAAGAAGAAACCAGCAUCAUUGAAGUGGCAUCAUCUGUGAAGUGUUUUUUGAGAGCACAGAGGAAGUGUUCUAGAGAUAAUCAAGGUGGUACCUUGUGCUGUGGCUGGACUUGGUAGUGUGUAAGUCUUAACCUCGUGGUACUGGUUUUGAAGGCAUGAAGGGAUAAUGCAGAGCAGCUAAGGCCCAGCACUUUGAGAGGCCAUGGAAGGCAACUGGUGAAGGUGCAGACUCAGGUGAAAUUGAUGGCCCAGUACUGAAGAGAUCAUGCAGUGUGUUGGAGUUGACAGGUCCAUGAUUGACCACGAAGAACAGCAGCAGCAGUAAAGUACAUGCAUCUGGAGCCUAGAGGACAAGUGGUGUGCUACAAAGGACAGGGUUGGAAAAGUGACCCAAGCCCUUGGUUCUUUUGGAGUUGUCCAAAAGAUCGUGAGUUGGAUCCGAGACAUUGGACAGUUGGAGUUUAAUUUUUACUUUUGAUUGUGACUGUGCCCUGAUGUUUUUCCCUCUUGAAGGAAACAAGUAUUUUAGUGGAUUCCAUUGUAAAAGGCUUUGGAUUUUGAAGGAUAUUGGAUAUUUUAAAAGCAUUGAACUUUUAAUAUGUAAAGUCUGUGGGGCUUUCAAAGUUGUGUAUAUCUCGGGCAUGAAUAAGAAACUAAGAGUUGAGCAUUACUAGUGAUGUGUUUGCGUGUCAAAUUGACAAGGUGUCAAUUAUACUGGCUAAUUUUGUGUCAACUUGACACAAGCUGAAGUUAUUACAGAGAAAGGAGCUUCAGUUGGGAAAUGCCUCCAUGAGAUCCAGAUGUAAGACAUUUUCUCAAUUAGUGAUCAAGGGGAAAGGCCCCUUGUGGGUGGGACCAUCUCUCUGCACUGGUAGUCUUGGGUUCUCUAAGACAGCAGUCUGAGCAAGCCAGGUGAAGCAAGCUAGUAAAGAAACAUCCUUCUGUGGCCUCUGCAUCAGUUCCUGCUUCUUGACCUGCUUGAGUUCCAGUCCCGACUUCCUUGGUGAUGAACAGUAAGCAGUAUGAAAGUGUAAGCCAAAUAAACCCUUUCCUCCCCAACUUGCUUCUUGGUCAUGAUGUUUGUGUAGGAAUAGAAACCAUGAAUAAGACAAGGGGUAUAAGGUAUGGAUUGUAAAAAAAAAGAUUAGACAAUAAAGAAAUGAAGAAAUAAAAUUAAUUUUUUUUUAAAAAAGGAGGAUCAGACAGAAACAUUCCUUCCAAAUUAUACCUUUAUUUUCACACCAAUCAGGAUUUAGGGAUAGGGGCUUAUGUAGUUUACAGUGUCAUCUGUUAUAUAUUAUGGGUGUUAUAGCUUAACUAAUCAUAUGGAUUUGUUCUUUGGUGGUAAAGUACAGGUCUUAUGUUUUGAGGGGCACAAUGAAAAGCAGAAAGCAUUGUUAGAGACAGUCAUUAUGUUUUAAAAAGAAAAUAUGAGUAAAGUGAGGUUGGAUCUCCACAAUACCUAAUCCUUGGAAACGAACUUAGUUUCACCAUAUGAUUAAAUUCAGGAUAAUAACAAAAAGGCAAUACUUAGGGCCUGGUGUUUGGAUUUGAUUUGUUUUUCUGCUAAUUCCCAAUUGUGUAUUGAUUCUUAUGGUACUCUUGUUAAAUUCUUCCCAAAUUUCAUGAUAAUCCUGUACUGGGACACUGAGAUUCCCUGCCCCAAGCUGAUUAUAAAUGGGUAACAAAAGUGCCAGCAGCCAAUGGCUAGGCAGGCAACAAAGGCAGAACUUUUGGAUUCAUGGAAAGGGAAACAAAGAGGAUCUCCAUGCCAGUAAAGGAUUUGGAUGCCAGCUUCAGAGCUGGGAAAGACACAAUACCAGCCACAUAAAAGCUAGGAAAGAGUGACCCCAGUGUUCCCUCCUCUGAUUGGUUCUGGAGAAGCAAAGAUGGCCUCUAGAUUUAGGAAAUUAGGUGUAUCACAGGGGAACCAAUAGCAAUGUGGAUGUUUGGUAGUGUCCCAGCCAAUGAGCUGAUUUGGAUUAUUACAUAAUGCUGUUUGUCUUUCAUUUCAGACUCCAAAGUACUUGUAUGCUGAGCUAAGAACUUAAACAGGUGGCAUCCUAUAGUAGAGCAGAGUAACCAACUGAGUCUACAGAAGGCAUCACACCUACAGGAUGGAAUGCAAUAUUAAAAACUAAUUGGGGAUUCUCAAAUGAAAAACAAAUGCUAAGAUGUGAAAUUAAGGGAUGAGGAAAAUUGGUUUCUUAGUGGAUUCACUUGUUUUGCUGAGCCAUUUGAGUCCUCACUAGCUGUGCAGGUUCACAACUAAAACAAAAGUUGAGCUAAAAUGGUAUGCAUAAUUCUUGGAUUUGUGGAAUGAGCUGGGACUCAGAAAAAUGUCCCAAGCUGAUCCAGACAUCCUUGUUGGUCUGGAUUUUCCAUGAGCCCUCUUCCACCAUGAGCCCUUCUAAAAGAUUUCUGUCUGCCUCAAAUAUUUUAAGCUUGCAGGUGCAGUACAAAGAGACAGGCUGCUCAGAAAGCAACAACAGAGGUAGAUGGUAGAGGCUGCCCAGAGUUAUAAUCAGAAAAAAAGAAUAGAGAGAAAUCGAUGAGAUUUGUUUUAACAUCUUUUAAGGAAAAAUGAGCAGGUGGUGAUUGUGUAAGAGUGUUUGAGGCAAUCUCUGUGAAGGGCCCUAAUGUCUGCAGAGGAUUCUCCACAUGGCUGGCACCCUAGCACACCCAGGUCCUUGAGAUCACUGGUAAGUGGAAUGCAAGAUAAGUUCCAAAAAAUACAGAGGGUCUUGUAAUAGUAGGAACAGGGACAAAGGACAGCAGCGUGACCAGCGACUGAGGUUAACUUCUGGUUGGAGCCACCCUCUCCCACCCCCAUGCAAUCUUUGGCCAGAUCUCAGCAGAGAGCCCAAAGGUCCCCAGAGGACUCUUCAUGCUGAAGGCCCCCUAGCACACUCUGGUCCUUGAGAUCACUGGUGAGUGGAAUGCAACAUCACUUCCAAAAAAUCCAGAGGGUCUUGUGCUAGCAGCAACAGGGUCAAAGGACAAAGGCAGGCCCUAGCACAUCCAGAAUCUUGGGAUCACUGAGAACUGUUUAUGCAGGAGAGUAAGUGGGCAGCAGAAGUAACUAAGCUUCUUGAACAAGGUCCCUACAGGCCUUCAUCCUCAGCCAGAAGACAGACCUAACACCCAGAACCCUAGACACUUUCCCUGCGAGAGGGGAGUCGGCCUCCAGGGAGGGCUCUGACCCCAGGAAUCAGGAGGUGGAUCUGAACUCCAGACUUCUGUGCACCUUCUCUGUUGGCACUUUCUCUUUAUGUUACCUAGGUCACAUUAUAUUUAGUGGAUAGGAUUAAAGACAAUUAAGACUGUAGUAAGAUUAAGGGAGAGUUUCCCUUAGAAUUUAAGACAUAUUUCAAACAACCAGAAUGGAGAUUUUUUAAUUAUGUUUAUUCUUUAAUUAUACUCCAGUCAUUAUCACCCCCCCAUUCCAACCACUUACAGUUUCUCAUCCCAUAUCCCGACCCCUAUGUACAUCUCCAUGAGGGUGUCCUCACACCCACAACCAUUCAACAACAUCCUGCCAGGCCUCCCCAAUCCUUGGGACUUCAAGUCUCUCAAGGAUUAGGUGUGUCUUCCCUCCCUGAGUCCGGGCCAGGCAGUUUUCCUCUGUAUAUAUGUUGGGGACCUUGGACCAACAAGUGUAUGCUGCCUGGUUGCUGGCUCAGAGUCUGAGAGAUUUCCAAGGUCAAGGUUUCUUGAGACUGUUGGUCUUCUUGUUGGGUUGUAAGACUCCCGGGAGCCUUAGCUUACUGGGGACCUGUGAGUGAACCAUGUGGGGCUGGAAUCAAUGGAAAAAGCAAGAGGAAUUUAUUGUUCCACUAAACUGGGGUCAUCCCAGACCCUAAGGAGAGGUGGUGACCCGCGUGCCUGUUCGGCGAGCUUUUAUAUGGUUGUCAGGGGCAAAAUAGAGCAUCAACCUGGCAGUGGUGGCAUACACCUUACAUUUAAAAGCUCCUAGUGGAUUGCCCAGACCCCUUAAUGAGGGCAAUGCUGCAGCAGGUUUGCAUAUCAGGCAGAGUAUAGGCAUUACACAGGAAUAGUUCAGCCAAACACUCUCUUUCUUUACAUCAUUAAAAAGCAAUAGGUUGAGACAACAAUUUGGUAUUUCUUGAGAAUGUGCAUGUCAAAUUGUAAAGACUUUCAUCAGUGUCCUCAAUUUCUUCCUGUAUCACACAAAGGUGUUAAUCCUCUAGGAGUUAAUCCUCUAGGACUGGUACCUACUCAGUUAUGGCAAAUAGAUGUUACUUAUAUAUCUGAAUUUUAAAUUUUAAUUUUAAAAAUGUUAAACAAUGUACAUAUGUGCUAUGUACAAUCCAGUAGUGAGAAGCGCGACAGGCCCCGAAAACCUGUGUGCUGUCCUGAGGCGAGAAGUUCACGGAAACUUAGUCUCCUGGAAUCUUGCCAUCACGUAUAAAGAAUGCUCCAAUGUCCUUGCUUUAGUUGGUAAACGGAUCUUGGGCUUUCCCUUAAUGUUGCUUUAUUAUAAGUCCUCCUAAGGGGGCUGGAGAGAUGGCUCAGUGGUUAAGAGCAUUGACUGCUGUUCUGAAGGUCCUGAGUUCAAAGCCCAGCAACCACAUUGUGGCUCACAACCACCCAUUAUGACAUCUGAUGCCCUCUUCUGGUGUAUCUGAAGACAGCUAUAGUGGACUUAAACAUAAUAAAUAAACAAAUCUUUAAAUCACAUAAUUAUAAACAAAAUAAGUGCUCCUAAGUAUUGAUUUUUUUUUUUUUUUUUUACAUAUAGCUAAGUUAGAUUCUAGGCAGUCGUUGAUCCGACCCUGGGCAUGGAUAGCUAAGUCAUUGCCCUAUGUAGGAAUUUACCAAUAUCUAGGAAGAGGGAAGUUAGUGACCUAAGGAGGAACCAGAGUAGAUACUUAGAACUAUAGAUAGCUGAGUUACACCCAUAUACAAGUGUUUACAAUGGCCUAGGGGGAACAGGAACCCAGACCCCUUAAUGAGGGCAAUGCCACAGCAGGUUUGCAUAUCAGGCAGAGUAUAGGCAUUACACAGGAAUAGUUCCGCCACACACUCUCAUUCUUUUUGUUUGGUUUUUUUUUUUUUUUAAAUUCUAUUUAUUUAUUUAUUUGUUUGUUUAUUGUAUGUAAGUACACUGUAGCUGUCUUCAGACACUCCAGAAGAGGGCAUCAGAUCUCAGUACAGAUGGUUGUGAGCCACCAUGUGGAUGCUGGGAUUUGAACUCAAGACCAGUCAGUGCUCUUUUUUUAAAAUAUUUUUAUUGGGUAUUUUCCUCAUUUACAUUUCCAAUGCUAUCCCAAAAGUCCCCCAUUCCCUCCCCCCACUCCCCUACCGACCCACUCCCACUUUUUGGCCAUGGCGUUCCCCUGUACUGGGACAUAUAAAAUUUGCAUGACCAAUGGACCUCUCUUUCCAGUGAUGGCCAACUAGGCCAUCUUUUGAUACAUAUGCAUCUAGAGACAAGAGCUCCGGGGUACUGGUUCAUUCAUAUUGUUGUCCCACCUAUAGGGUUGCAGUUCCCUUUAGCUCCUUGGGUGCUUUCUCUAGCUGCUCCAUUGGGGGCCCUGUGAUCCAUCCAAUAGCUGACUGUGAGCAUCCACUUUUGUGUGUGCUAGGCCCCGGCAUAGUCAGAUGCACUAAAAGAAACACUCUCAUUCUUUACAUCAUUAAAAUAAUAAUAGGUUAAGACAACAAUUUGGUAUUUCUAGAAAAUGUGCAUGUCAAUUUAUAAAAACUUGUCUUCAGUGUCCUCAAUUUCUUCCUGUACUACAUAAUGGUGUUAAUCCUUGAGAACACAUACCUAAUCAAGUAUGGCAAAUGGAUGUUACUUAUAUAUCUGAAUUUAAGAAAUGUUAAACAAUGUACAUAUGACUAUUGAUAUCUUCUCAUGCUUUCUAUUUGCAACUGCUUUAACAGGAUAAGCAACUAAAUAAGGAACUAGUCAUUGCCUACAUUGUUUUUCUAUUCUUGAUGUUCAAAAUGAUAGGAAGACAUAAAGUUACUGGCCAUUACAGUCAGGCAUUUGUGAUGUUUUGUUAACAAUUUAAUACUUGUCAUAUUACUGGGAUUCCUUAUUAUUCUCAAAGACUAGGUAUUGUGGAGCACACCCAUGGAACUUUAAAACAAUUCUCAAUUUAGCACAAUCUUCAAUCAUAUGGUAGGAAAGUCUCAAGGAGGCAUCAUCUGAAUCAGGUUAGCCUUUCACAAUAGCUGUGGGAUACUGUCAUAGUUAUAUUAAUUAAGAUGAAGAGACUUAUCACGGUAAGUUGCUCCAUUUCCUAAGCAGGGACCCUGGUUGUAAAAGAAUGGAGAAAGUGAACUGUGCACUAGCAAAAAUGCUCUGAGACUCUCUGCUCUUGACUGUCGAUAGGUGUGCACUCUUGUUGCAGGCUCUUGACAUUGCAACAUUUUACCACCAUGAACCAUACUACGGAACUAUGAGCUAAAAUGACCCUUUCUUUCCCAUUUGCUUUUCCUAGGGUAUUUUAUUGUAAGAAUAGCAUUGAGACGUACCAAUAAAUUUAAACAUUUUGUUUCUCUUUUGAGGAUUUUUAAAAAUGAAACAUAAAGUAUAUAUGGCAUGAAAGGCAUUGUCCAAAGAAUGCCAAGUGCACACAUCUCACUAGUCUAUCUCUUGAUGGACAGCCUCCCUCAGUCUCACUCUCUGUCAGGCAUCAUUCAUUUCUCCAGCCAGGAAACAGUAGAUUCCUACUAUGCUAUCCCUGGCUUGACCUGCAGCUGUAUAUUACCUCCAAUCUGAAACUAACUCAGAAGGAGGUUAUGGGACUCACAGUGUUCCCAAUGGGGUUGUAUAAGCAAGAACCAGUUCAUGAGGGAGAGAUGACUCCCUGGUAGCACUGCCUGCAAGCAGUAUAGCAAACUUCAGGGAUUCAGCUCCUUCAAGGCAUCACCCAUGUUGGGUUGCUUUGUUAGUGACUCAGCUAGCUGACUAUAUCAACCAUAAUCCGAAAAGCUCAAUAAUAAUUUCUCUCCCAUUCACUGGGCUUGAAAUCACUUCAGAGACAAAGUUUUGGUUGUUUUGGGGAGUUUGAGAGAAGCAAAAAAAAAAAAAAAAAAAAAAGGAUCAAAACCACCCAGAAUGAAAUGACUCCAAAUGUUGGCCCAGCUAAGGUGGAAAAUCAUGGGCCAAGAUAAACCUUUCCUUCCCAUAAUCCUAAAAUAUUUUUGUUGGGUAUUUAUUUGCAGCAACAAGAAAACCCACUGAUGCUCCAAAACAAUACUUGGGUGGAGCCAUCUCCUAUCUCUCAACAUGCUCUAUCUGGAAGGAAAGGAAGUUCCUUCACAUCUCCCCAGGAUACAUUUAACAACAAACACCCCAUUAAGAACUUGCUGUAAUCAUUGUCCAGGGUCAGUGCCUUGGGUAGUUGACACAUGAGAAGCUCCUGUGACAUCUUGUGAACUGUCACUGCCAUGGAGCCAGGAACCCACCUCAGUGUUGGGACAUCAUUGCUGGUGCUAAUGUACAGACUUCAAGAAUGUGCCUGUCUAAGAUGAAAAGUGGAUGGAGGAAGGACAAGGGCAAAAGUGACAGAGUUUGUUCAAAGAAAAACAAAGCAGGGGCUUCUCAAAAAGCUAGCUUGCCAUUCCCCCAUCACCCUCAACUCUCCCAUUCCCUGAGAAUCCCACAAGUCAGGAAGGUUUCGGUGGCCCUCUUGUGGCGACCUCAAAUAUUGCUCAAUGUUUUUUGGUUGCAUCAUGCAAGUGGUACCAGCUAGAAACAAGGUGUGAAAUAAAACUAUUUUAAAGGUU